This is a messenger RNA of Lathyrus oleraceus (garden pea), 1490 nucleotides long. RefSeq lists its product as uncharacterized. Gene Ontology annotation, molecular function: 3'-5'-RNA exonuclease activity. The record is from RefSeq and is a predicted model, not a curated record. Lineage: Eukaryota; Viridiplantae; Streptophyta; Magnoliopsida; Fabales; Fabaceae. The transcript has 8 exons. Gene Ontology annotation, cellular component: nucleus. Bases 454 to 1368 code for a protein of 304 amino acids. Gene Ontology annotation, biological process: U6 snRNA 3'-end processing.
GUACAAUCAAGCAUAAUAACCAGCAUUUCCGAUUUCAAAAACCUACCUGUAUGUUUUGAGCCGCUGUGCACUGAUCUCAACCAACCGAAAAACUCAAAGACAGCCGGAAAACGCAGGCGAGGUUGUUCGUUGUGGGGAAUCAGACUGCCACAAACAGUGAGAAACAAACUCCAGGCAACAUUUCAAACUUAAUCAUCAAAGUAAAUCAUAUGUGAAGUUCAUUAACAUACUAUCAAAGUUGAAACACAUAAAAGACAUUGUGACAAUUAAAAAGUUGAGUAUACAACACUACUUGGUACUCCUUAUUACUCUACUAUUCUUAUUUGAUCACUUUGCAAAGUUUAAGUUCUUAUUUUUCUUUUAACCUAAGCAAAAUAUGCCGCAGCCUCUGUAACUCGACAAAGCCACAGUUUCAGGUUCAGACUAGCUAUGUUAUGCAGUGCAGACUAAAAAAUGGAGGCAUUAGUAGCUUGUUAUGGUGAUGGAUCUUCUGAUUCUGAUUCAGACUCUGAAUCUUCACCUUCAAAUCCAUCUUUAGCUUACUCAGAAGGACAAGCGCUGUUGCCAACCCGAUCAACAGACGUUCGGGAACCGUUUUCUGAAGUAUGUGUCCAGCCCUUGCCACCACCUCCAAUUGCACUCCUUCAUCCUCCAAAUUUUCUCGGGCCUCAAGAUAUGCAGAUACAUCAGACAAAUAAAGUUAGGAGCUUCCCUCAUGUUGAUGGUAACUAUGCCUUACAUGUAUAUAUACCAAUUAAUAUUUCAUCUCCAUCGAAAAAAGAACUAGCUGCUUUCUUGAAGAAAAUCUCAUCUCAGGAACCAAGUCUUCAUGUUGUUGAUGUUGAUGUCCCACUUAACAUCCUCUGCAAAAAUGAUGAGAAACUCGAACAAGUUGCAUUAGGACGAGAGUUUCACAUAAGUUUGGGAAGAACUGUUCCAUUACGAGUACAUCAAAUUGACUCAGUGGUCUCAAUGCUAAGAAACAAACUUCAAACUCAACAACACAGUUAUUGGAUUGACUUUAACAACUGGGAGGUUUUUGUUAACGAUGAUCGAACACGUACCUUCCUUUCAGUAGAAGUUGUUCAUGGUGGACUUGUAGAGAUCCGGAAGCAAAUUGAAGCAGUCAAUGCAAUUUACAGGCUUCAUAAUCUACCUGAAUUUUACGAGGAUCCGCGUCCUCACAUUUCCUUAGCAUGGUCACUGGGCAACACCAGCGAUUCCCUAAAAAAAGUUGUGGGUGAGGAAAUGAAGAAAUCUGUCACUGGAAAAUCUUUGAAGAAGUGUGUUUUUACAUGUAAGUUCAGAGGUAUCGAGUGUAAGAUUGGUAAUAAAACAUACACAAUAUGUAAAGUUUCAGAUAGAUGAUAAUGUGAAUGGUUUAUGUAAGAAUAUCAAACUCAAGUUUGAGUUAGAUGAAUUUGACAUGUAAACUCUAUGAAAUUUCAUCGAAUUUACAUCAUAUGAAAAUUUAUAUAUUAUUUGAAAUA